AUGGUCUGGCAAGUAUGUUUCAUCAAACGGAAGUUCGGAGUUAUGAAGAAAAUCCACGAGCUUAGUGUGCUCUGUGAUUGUGACAUUGCCCUCGUAAUCUUCACCAAGUCGAACAAAUUGUACGAGUUCGCUAGCUCAGAUAUGAAUGAGAUCUUAUUGAAAUAUGCAGAAAACGACGAUAAGCCAUAUGAAUCGUACACAAAUAAAACUAUAAUUGAGAACUUAAACAGUCGAUACGGUAGUGCUCAGAACUCGUGCUCAAACAAGUGUGAUCUCACUGAAAGUUUAAGCGGGGACUCAAGUAGCUACAAUGGAGGAUGCCUUAUGGCUUACGGUGGUAGCUCAUCUACAAUCCAGCAAAACCAUGACAUCUCAUCUUCAUCUCUAAUUUCUUCACGCGCAUGUAAUGAAUCUCGGGUCAUAGAUGAGCCACUCGGUCAAUCUAAUGUAGGUUAUCAGAACCAGCCCUCAUACAAUAUUGAUAACUCCGCAACUUCAAAUGGGAACUCAAAUGGCUACAGUGAAGCUUACUUUACGACUUACGAUGUUAGCUCAUCUACAUGCCAGCAAAACCAUGACAUCUCACCAUUACCUAUAGUUCCUUCAUGCGUAUUUGAUGAGUCUCAGGUCAAAGAUAGUUCAGGAAGUCAAUCUGGUAGAGGUUAUCAGAACCAGCCCUCAUACAAUAUUAAUAACUCUGCAACUUCAAGUAGAAACUCAAGUAGGAAGUCAAGCAUUGAAAGCAUUGAAGCUCGCAUUGUAAGCCUCAUGACUUACGAUGAAAUCUCAUCUACAUCCCAGCAAAACCAUGACACCUUAUCAUUACCUCUGAUUUCUCCAUGUGCAUUUGAUGAUUUUCAGGUCAAAGAUAGCUCAAGCAGUCAAUGUCGCAGAGGUUAUCAGAACCAGUCCUCAUACAAUAGUGGUAACUCUGCAAUUCUAAAUGGAAACUCAAGUUGCUACAGUGGAGCGUGCCUUGCGACUUAUGAUGGUAGCUCAUCUUCAUCCAAGGCAAACCAUAACGUAUCAUCUUCAUCUCUAAUACCCUCGUGUGUAUUUGAUGAGUCUCAAGUCAAAAACAGCUCAGACAGCCAAUCUUGUGGAGGUCAUCUGAACCAGUCCGUAUACAAUUGUGGUAACUCUGCAAGUUUAAGUGGGAACUCAAGUAGCUACAGUGGAGCGUACCUUACGACUUAUGAUGGCAGCUCAGCUUCAUCCCAGCAAAACCAUGACAUCUCAUCAUUACCUCCAGUUCCUUCAUGCGUAUUUGAUGAGUCUCAGUGCAAAGCGACUUUUAAUAAUAUCCCAUCCAACCCUGAGGUACAUACUCCUGAAAUAGCCCCAUCAAUAGAUGAUCUCCAUUCUGCAUACAUGUUCUCAAAUAAUCCUGCUGAUUUGGACUUCACCUUAUUAAGUUCAGACUCUAAUACUCACUCGAGGUUUAAUCACAAUGACGGACCAAGUUUGUCAACAUCUCCAUUAUCACCCUUGAUGACACCGCACCCCGUUAUCUUUAACAACGAAAUGAUAUCCACUCCCAAUAAGGAGCACCACUUCCCUCAACCUUCAGUGUUCGUACCCUCAGCCGUGCCAAAAGUUGGGCAACAGGAAGGUCCGCCCAACAAAAAGUCUCGAGAAGGUUGGGAGGAGUGCUGGACUUUUGAUCCGGAAAAUCCGUAA
Molecule: messenger RNA, 1680 nt
Organism: Bemisia tabaci
Lineage: Eukaryota; Metazoa; Arthropoda; Insecta; Hemiptera; Aleyrodidae
Source: RefSeq, a predicted model, not a curated record